Molecule: messenger RNA, 1401 nt
Organism: Haemonchus placei
Lineage: Eukaryota; Metazoa; Nematoda; Chromadorea; Rhabditida; Trichostrongylidae
Source: the annotation of a GenBank genome assembly
CUGCAAAAACGUCCUUCAAAAAUUUCAGGCCCUAUUCCUCUACCGUUCAUCGGUAACCUCCACACUCUAUACUUCUACGAACCUGGUUAUGAGGCGUUUCGUUUGUGGAAGGAAAAAUAUGGCCGAUGCUUCACGUUCUGGUUGGCUGAUCGACCUGCUAUAGUGGUAGCUGACUAUGAGUUAAUGAAACAGACGUUGGUCAAAAAUGGUGCUGCCUACAGCGGGCGUCAGACUACACCCCUUGAUAAGAUCGUGAGAGGUGGUGAUUAUGGUAUAAUUGGGACAAGUGGUGAGCUAUGGCAACAGCAACGACGGUUUGCUUUACAUGUUUUCAGGGAUUUCGGCAUGGGAAAGGAUAUUAUGCAGGAAAGAGUCCUUGAAGAAGUGAACGAUUUCUUGGGGAAAUGCCAAAAAAAUCAGUGUCAACCGCUAGAUCUCAGGGAUCACAUAGACAGCGCUGUUGGCUCGAUCAUAAAUGGCUUACUUUUCGGGUUCCGAUUUGACGAAAGCAAUAUUGAUCAAUUUUAUCGUUUGAAAGCUGUGCUCGUUCGAAUAAUGGAAAUCAGUGCUCGCCCACUUUUCGUGGUGUAUAUGCUAUUUCCAUGGUUGGAGGUAUUUCCAUUUUUCAAAACGUACGGCAAAGAAGUUCAAAAACAAAGUGGAGAACUGUUUCGUAUGUUUGACGAACAAAUAGAAAUCCACAAAGCAGAAAUCGAUUUUGAUAGUGAGAAAAGUACUGAUUACGUCGAAGCAUAUCUGAAAGAACAAAAACGAUUGGAGAAGGAGCCAGAAAAUGGGGGAUUCACUCAGGCACAACUUCGAAACGCAUGUCUCGAUAUGUGGAUAGCUGGAAUGGAGACAACGUCGAACACUCUGUACUGGGGAGUACUGUAUGUGUUACUGCAUGAUGAAGUACAAAAGUCGAUACAUCGAGAAAUGGAUACUGUAAUUGGUUCUGACCGUUUAAUAACGAAUGCUGACCGAAGCAAAUUGCACUAUAUGAAUGCUGUAAUCGAUGAGGUGCAACGACUCGCUAACCUUUUGCCAAUGAACGUUCUCCACGAGACCACAUGUGACGUCGAAAUCGACGGCUAUCAUAUCCCAUCAGGGACCCUCUUUCUACCACAGAUCUCUUCUGUAUUGUAUGAUGAAAAGGUCUUCCCCCAUCCGUACGAUUUUGAUCCACGACGGCAUUUAACUGAAAAUGGAACUUUUGUACGAAUCGAUGAAAUGGUUAGCGAUUCACUCAGCAGCUGUGAACCUCUACAGAAGGUUCACGGUCCCGAGUCCAGUUUUAAAGAUGUAUCCACCCAUGGAAAUCAACGACCAUCAACUGUGAAGAAAUUCGGCGGUACAGUACGAGCACAAGACUUUUGCGUGGUGCUUCAGGAAAGACAUUAG